UCUCCCCUUCUUGAAUAUCAGUUAUCUUUCAACCUCCUUCCUUUCGACCUCCAGCAAGCCAGGCAGAGCCGUAGUGAAACCUUCUGUUUUUCCUCAUUCUCUCCUCCCCCUUAUCUCUAACGCGACAUCGGCGAUGCCCAUUCCUUAACCGGCUUUGGUAAGUACCACUGGUUUACCAAGUAAGCCGAGCGCCUCUAACGUAUGCUGGGCUCGUGUUUGUGGACAAGUGUAACAUGCGCACGUCGUGGGUACUGUUUUUCGCUCUCGUCUUAACCUUUUGCAACUGCUGGAGGUACAUGCCCCUAGCUGCCACUGCGGCGCAAUGGAUCGGAUUCCUCGUGAUUGUGCCUUCCUUGUCCUACUGGCUGGCGAGGUACAUCUGGUCCAUCGCCUUCGUGAAGUUAGUCUCUGGCGACGGCAAGGCAGUUUUGGUGGCAGGCUGCGACACGGGCUUCGGACACUUCCUGGUGAGAAGCUUGACCCACGUAGGUUUCUUCGUGUUUGCCGGCUGCCUGGACGCCACUUGCAACGGAGCCAACGAACUGAAGAAGCUCGCCAACGUGAAAGUUUUGCAGUUGGACAUCAGUAGUGAACGGCAGGUCAGCGAUGCUCUGGUGGCCAUCAAGAAAGACCUGGGCUCCAAGGUGCUGUGGGCUGUCGUGUGCAACGCGGCCAUCCGUAACGAGGGACUCCUCGAAUGGAUGACCAUGGAAGCCGUGAAGAAAGUCAUCGACGUCAACAUCCUUGGCACGUGCCGUGUCAGCAAGACGUUCCUCCCGCUGCUUAGGAAAUGCAACGGCCGCCUGGUGGUCGUCACCAGCUCUUUCGGUAAAGAGCCGCAAUUCCUUCCCUACAAGAAUUCACUGAAAUCGACCGGUGACCUUAAACCGGCAGAGGCUGAUGUUCACAAAAUCUGGCAUUCACUCAUCACAGGAUACGUAACAAUGCCCCUGGGAACGCCAUAUUCGAUGACGAAGCACGCUGUCGUGUCUAUGGUUGAUGGACUUCGUCGGGAGUGCUACGGCAAAAGCGUCGACAUCAUCCAGGUCAUGCCGCAAGCGUACAAGACGAACAUCAGUGUUCCUGUGUUAGAACAUGGGUUUACCACAGAGGACCUGAAAAAGAACUGCCCGGAGGUGGCUGAUGACUUCACACAGGAGGAAAUUGACAGCUGGAUCAGGUCUUCGAAGGUGUUCUACGACACCUUCAACAAGGAAAACGUCCAGGAGGUCGUGGACGUCAUGAUCCUCGCCGUGCGUGAAACGCACCCGAGGACGUGGUACACGACGCCGAUGAGCCUUUGCACGGCUGCGCUGUUUCCGUGCACAUACCUUCCAGACGAGGCAACAGACGCCAUCAUGGCUUUCGUCAGGACGAGAAUAGCUUCUGUCUCGGACGUCCCUGAGAAAAACAAGAGGCAUUAGUACGGC
This is a messenger RNA of Dermacentor silvarum, 1430 nucleotides long. RefSeq names its product retinol dehydrogenase 7. The coding region runs from base 234 to 1424 and encodes 396 amino acids. The transcript is spliced from 5 exons. NCBI's taxonomy places the organism in Eukaryota, Metazoa, Arthropoda, Arachnida, Ixodida, Ixodidae. Gene Ontology annotation, molecular function: oxidoreductase activity. The record is from RefSeq and is a predicted model, not a curated record.